Fusarium coffeatum is the source of this 3681-nucleotide messenger RNA. RefSeq lists its product as uncharacterized. The transcript has 6 exons. Lineage: Eukaryota; Fungi; Ascomycota; Sordariomycetes; Hypocreales; Nectriaceae. The coding region runs from base 1 to 3681 and encodes 1226 amino acids. The record is from RefSeq and is a predicted model, not a curated record. Gene Ontology annotation, biological process: regulation of transcription by RNA polymerase II. Gene Ontology annotation, cellular component: Rpd3S complex.
AUGAUUUCUUCAAAUACCCGCGCCACACGAUCCCGUUAUUCGAGUCCGGCGCAAUCGCAAAAUACUAAAUGGAAUGGGGUCCUCGACGCGUCUAAGGGGGCGACGGAGAGCUCAAGGGCAUUUAUGCAGCGCUGGCUAGAGCCGAGCGUGCAGAGCAAGGCGAGCUUCGAAGAUGACGGGCUGGUGCGCUACGGCGUGGUUGAGAAUAUGGCUCCUUUGGGAAGUCUGCCAAAACCCAAGAAGACGGGACCCGAAACAAGUUCUGGCGUUAAAAGGAUUAUAUUGAGGCCGUCAGGGGCAGGUGCUGCCAAAAACUCGGCGCAUGUCGCCGCGACUGACCCUGUUGUGGAUGUUGACGUGGACGCGGAUGCGGAGGCGCAUGUGGAUGUUGCGAUUACGGCGAGAGCGGCAGAUUCUUCCCCUCCACCCGUCACCUUGCCCCCUACACCGCCACGGAGGGUAUCUAUCGUUCUCAAAGACGCAGCAGCAGCAGCAGACGACGAGGACGACGAAGAUUACGAUCCCAGUCGCCCAAAACGACGUCAGUCUGGCCGUGCAUCCCUGGGAAAACGGACGCGACGCUCUUCGGCCGGUCGCAGGAGCUCUACUGUGACUAAGCCGACGGCCAAGGGGUCAAAGGAGCGCAGAGGAUCUGAGAAAGAGAUCAAGGCAGCAGUGACGGUAGCUGCAACAGCAGCCGAAGCGGGAGCCACAAAAGUCAUCCAGGAUUCCGAGCAAGAGGACGAAGAAGACGAGGCAGACACAAUCCCAACAGAGGCGACAAUUCACGCAGCUGAACCUGUGGAACCCGAAGACAAAGAAUUCGCAGACAAGGUUGUUGAAGCUGCAGUGGACGAAGCUCUCAAACAUUACCGAUAUCCGACCGCGUGGGCGCUGCGGACCCUCUACGACGAAAAAUCAAGUGACCCUCAGUUCGUUGCCAUGAUUGAAGACGUCUUCACCCAAACAGCGGAUGAGGCUACGAUGCGCAAAUUUUCCAAGCAAAUGGAAAAGAAGAAGCGAGAAGGCAAGAAGGAUAACCAAGGAUGCUAUUACUUUAUUCCUCCAACCACCAACAGCAGAUUUACUCCCCACAAACCCAAGGCAGCACCGUAUAGCAAGCUGCUGCUUCACAAUCAAGUAGAGGAGGUGGUUGAGGUGGCAGACAUUGAGACAGAGGAAGAAGAAGAGGAAGAGGAGGAGGAAGCAGAGGAACAGUUUGUCGAUGAAGAGGAGGAAAAAGAACAGGGAAGCAAUCAACAACCACCAGCUCGAGCCGCCAAGAGGGCAAAGACAUCACAUUCUCGCACUCACUCUUCUUCUCACUCAUCCAAGACCCAGACUCAAAUUCAAAACCAAACCCAAGCCCAAACCCAGGCUCAGGCAACCCGCAACACACCACGAAAAAUGUCCUUCGAUAACCCACCCCAAACGCCCUCGCGCAAGCGAAACAGGCGAGAUUCGGCCUCGAGCGACUCAUCUCUCUCGUCAGCUCUCAGCCUGUCGUCGCCUGAGGCCAUCAUGGGUAGCCCCAGCCCGGUUCGUCGAGGGGGUACCGGUCGCCCUGGACCCGACUCCAGUGAUGCGCCAAAACCUCGGCCAAUCACCACCCGCCGCAAAUCAGUCGCCUCCAAGACAGGUACCACUACCAGUAACAAGUCCAAGCCUAAGACCAAGGCCAGUACCAAGACCAACAAGUCUACUAAGCAGCAACCAUCAUCACCCACCAUUCCCAUCUCAAACACCAGCACUCACAUUGACGCUGAUGCACCACCCGCAAGUGCGACCAUCAGCGUGAGUGCCGACGCCAGUAUGCCGGGACGAGUUCCUGCUGCACAAAUCUUUCCCAAUCUACCUACCAAGUCAAAGACAGGAAAGAACAAGGCAUCAUCUGCCCCUGCGGAUGACACUCUCGCCAGUCAUGAUAAAGACGAGUCAUUUUGGGACAGAAGACGCGAUGCGCAAAAGUUUGCCAACAGUGUUACGGCCCAGGAAAGCUCUGUUCGAGGAGCAGAGGUCGACGAGGAGCUUUUCACAACUCCCGCAAAGUCGACAAGGAAGACGCGUCAAUCCGCCGCUGCCUCUACGGCGACGACAAGAUCUACACGGUCAGCUAGCAAGAGACCUCAUGAUGAGAUCGACACUGCCGUGUCUCCUGUUGCGUGGUCUUUCCAGCGCGAUGAGAGGGACAGCUCAGCCGGAGGAUCACGGGCUGCGACGCCCACGCUACGCCCCCCAAAGAAGCCGAGAACUGGCCUUCGUGUCAAGUCAUCUCCCAUCAAAAAGAGAGGAGGAGGAACUGCUGCUGGAGUACCUCGGCCGCUGGGAGAAACCCCUACAACGAACGGCAUAGCCAAAGAUCAGGUAUCGGAUAAUGACGAAGAUUGCUCUGCCUGCGGUGCUGCUGGAGACGUCGUUUGCUGCGAUGGAUGCCCACGGUCAUUCCACUUUGAAUGCGUGGGAAUGAUACCCUCAGAUCAUCUCCCCGAUGAAUGGUUUUGCAAUGAGUGCUUGUAUAAGCGAUACCCCUCGCGCAUGCCUGCUUUCAAGGGUGUCUUUGCAGCUGCUCUUACCAAUCUGGAGAAGAGCAUUCCUCGUGCCUUCAGCCUCCCUAAGAAAUUACAGACCCGCUUUGAGGGCGUCAAAGCUGCAACUGAUGGCGAUUAUGAAGAAGUUAUUACUUCAAAGACGACCAAGAAGAAGAAUGGCUAUGAAGAAUUGCCAGACUUUUUCAAGCAGCGUGAUGAAGGGCAAGCAGUGAUCUGUCAUGGCUGCCAAAAGCCCGCUACGGAUGUGCGAGCCAUCAUUCCGUGCAGCGUCUGUCUAUUCUACUGGCAUAUCGACUGCUUGGACCCUCCUCUUGCUGUUCCGCCUGUACUCAAGAAUUGGCGGUGUCCUUUACACCCUGAAGAGAUCAUGGCCGAUGUCCGUCCACUUGCACCAGCUCACCGUUUCCGAAAAAUCAAAGGUGCCCAGACUAUUGUACCAGCUUUCUCGCGAGGCAUCAAGAACAACGGGCAUAUUGAGGUGGAUUGGAGCGACGAGUCUGAUAUUGAAUCUACAAACAAUUCCGGCUGGCCAGAUCCCGACUCAUUCGGCCGAGCCUACAAGCUACCAGCUAAGGGCAUCGUGCUUGAUUUUAUUGAGCAAUUACGUCGCCAAGAUGCUGGUUACGGCCCCAGGCGUGAUGAAUCUCGAUGGGUAUCUACUUUUCCCGCUGGGAGAGAUCCAAACAGACCUCUUGCAGGUUCUGAAUUGCAGCGAAGCGUGGACGAAAUGCAACUGGCUUUAACUUUGACCAGUCUCAAGGAGCGCAAAUCAGACGGCGUUGACUACUUGGUUACGGCCCUACUGGAUGCCGCUGAUCCUAGCGUCUUAUCUCUCAUGACAAAAACAGAUGCCAGCAACAUUUCGACUGGCCACUUAACAGAUAACGACAAGCUUAGUCUGCGUGCUCUUCUUACUCAGAUGGACGCCAUGGGAAGUCGUAUUCGACAGCUUCUUGGUGAGCCCGAUGGUGUCUCUGCUUCCAUGCUCGAAGAAGAUGUCAUACCAAGUAUUCUGUCUCCCCAAGACUCGGCCAUUGCUGAGCCACUUGACAAGGUUACGGCACUUCCAGUUACCGAGCCCACUCCUCCAUCCACUAUUGAUCACGCCGAAGGCGCCAUGGAACUUGACUAA